Sphaeramia orbicularis (orbiculate cardinalfish) is the source of this 836-nucleotide messenger RNA. Its product is annotated as mitogen-activated protein kinase 10-like. Bases 1 to 720 code for a protein of 239 amino acids. The transcript has 6 exons. The record is from RefSeq and is a predicted model, not a curated record. NCBI's taxonomy places the organism in Eukaryota, Metazoa, Chordata, Actinopteri, Kurtiformes, Apogonidae.
AUGGAGAGCCCACAGCUGCACAUGCUCACACUGGCCUGUCCAGCUCUGCUCAGGCAGGAGCACACUGCACUGCUGAACAUCCUGCAGUUUCACACCAACAUGGCAGCAGGUCCGGACUGGAGCCUCCGUCUGGACGCUCCCUCCCUCCCUCCCUCCCUCCCUCCUGUGUGUCUGCCUCACAACACCACCCACAUCACACUUUUAAUCAGGCUUCAGGGUCGGCCACCUAUCGGCCAAUCAGCCCUACUCAGACACUUUUCCUGUUUCUGUUUCCGAACCACAGCUAGCCAGGCCAGAGACCUGCUGUCUAAGAUGCUGAUCAUCGACCCGGCUAAGCGGAUAUCGGUGGACGAGGCCUUACAGCACCCCUACAUCAACGUGUGGUACGAUCCAGCCGAGGUGGAGGCGGCCAGGGAUCUCAUCCAAAUAUCCAUGCCUCCACCUCAGAUCUACGACAAACAGCUGGAUGAGAGAGAACACUCCAUUGAUGAAUGGAAAGAAUUAAUCUAUAAAGAGGUGAUGAACUUUGAGGAGAGAACGAAGAAUGGCGUAGUGAAGGGACAGCCUUCACCUUCAGGUGCAGCCGUGAACAGCAGCGAGAGCCUCCCUCCUUCCUCCUCCAUCAACGACAUCUCCUCCAUGUCCACCGACCAGACCCUGGCCUCAGACACUGACAGCAGCCUGGAGACCUCUGCAGGACCCCUUGGGUGUUGCAGGUGACUAGCCGCCUGCCUGCGCAACCCUAUGUUCUUCCGAAGGUGAAGAACCAAGAACGACCGAGCGAACGUACUUAAAAAAAAAAAAAAAAAAAGGAAAAAAAAGAGAAAAGAUCAAAA